Molecule: messenger RNA, 1859 nt
Organism: Cydia fagiglandana
Lineage: Eukaryota; Metazoa; Arthropoda; Insecta; Lepidoptera; Tortricidae
Gene: SiaT
Product: beta-galactoside alpha-2,6-sialyltransferase 2
Exons: 5
Coding region: 65-1411 (448 amino acids)
Biological process (GO): sialylation
Cellular component (GO): Golgi apparatus
Molecular function (GO): beta-galactoside alpha-2,6-sialyltransferase activity
Source: RefSeq, a predicted model, not a curated record
UUCGCGUGUCACCUUCACCCGUGGUCAUCCUGUCUCGUCUUACUACUUUCCGUGAACAACUAGAAUGAAAGUGAUAACCUUGAUCGUAGUUCUUAUAAUUCCAUUAAUUGUUAUAAUAGGUUACGUAAAUAUACACAUUAUCAACUUCUGGAGAACCUCUAACCACACGCCUGUAAAUAUAUCAUCUUUGUUGAACCGAGGUGUUCAGAUUGUUUCAACAACAGCUCUGAACGUACCGAGUAAUAAACUAAACGUCGAUAAAAAACGCCGAUCAGCUGUCGCUCCUUAUAAAAGAAACAAAAUUGCAAAGGAUACCCGCCAAAACAGAUCAACUGCUCCGACCAACGUGAUCAGGAAGAUAGAAGGCAGCCCUAGAUUUCCAAACAUUCAUGAUGUUGUAUUAGAACUAGAUAGCACCAAGUACUUUUGCAACGAUUCGGAAUCUGCGGAAUGUGCUACUCUCACAUCUAUAUUGGGGGAAUCGAUUCAGAAGGAGUUGACCAGAGUAUUGACCUAUGACAGUAAUGUAUUCCGCUCUGGUGUGGCGAAGGUGAACACUUACCAUGUGCGAUUUAAUGGCUCAUAUGGGCAGCUGCGGUCGCGAGAUGAGGUGGUGUGCGCUCUGGGCCGGGUGCGCGUGCGUACGGUGACGGGGCAGGAGGCGCCGCUGGCGCAGCACGGACUGGCGGCGCCGCCCGAGCCGCUACAGCGCGGUCGCCGCUACUCGAAGUGCGCCGUGGUGUCCAGCGCUGGUGCACUGCUUGGCUCCCGCCUCGGAAGCUUCAUUGACUCGCACGAUAUGGUCGUACGUUUCAACAACGCACCUACCGAAAACUACACUGAAGAUGUCGGCUCCAAAACAACUUUUCGUAUCGUUAACUCACAAGUUGUGGCCAAGACUGAAUACAACUUCCUCGAGGAUCCUCUGUAUUGUAACACUUCGAUCUUAAUAUGGGAUCCUGCUAAUUACUCUUCGAACCUGGAUGACUGGUACCGGGCACCUGACUACCCUCUGUUUCUCGUGUAUAAGAGGUUUUUGGAGUUAAAUCCAGAUGCUGAUGUUCACAUAUUGAAUCCACAAGUACUAUGGGAGUUAUGGACUUUGUUACAAAGAGCCGCACCCAGGCGAAUUCGAAAAAAUCCUCCAUCGUCUGGCUUCAUAGGAAUAUGGUUCGCAGUGCACCGCUGUGCGAAUGUUCGUGUGUUCGAGUAUGUGCCUAGCUCGCGCGCCACCACGCGCUGCCACUACUACUCUGCGCAUAAAGACCGCCAUUGCACGCUAGGCUCUUGGCACCCGCUAGCUCAAGAGAAAAUUCUUGCUAAUCUGAUGCGUAAUAACUCGGAUUUCGAUACCUAUCAACGAGGAUUUAUUAAUAUACCGGGAGUAGAGGCUAUUGACUGCCCGGAUUGAUUAGAGGUUUUACGGUACGGUGUCAUACUUUUAGGCAAACUGAUAGAGUUUGUUCUGAAAUAGAAGCGUGGAAGAGGCGUAAUGCAAAUUUUGAGUCGUUUCUUCAGGGUUGGCUGGUAGAAUAUACUUAAGUUCUGACUUUGAAUGAUAAAUAUUUCGCAGCGUUCAUUUGUACUUGAUUUUUUGUUUUUAUACUUAGUAUUUUUCUCGCGUUGGUAUUGUAAAAAAUGAUGCGUUUCACUCGGGAGCAAAGUUUGUUUAACCCUCGUGCCUUGAAACCCUCGCAACGCUUACGAUUUCACUUUUAGAACCAGUCGUUACGUUCUUGGUUCAAGUUCGGAUUUCGGGUAUAAGCACGAGCGGUUAAACAACUACUUUGCCCUCUUGUAAAACAAAUAACCUUUAAAUAAUUGUUAUACAGAGUUAGUACAUGUAUUAUAAACGGCUU